Delphinapterus leucas (beluga whale) is the source of this 3762-nucleotide messenger RNA. NCBI's taxonomy places the organism in Eukaryota, Metazoa, Chordata, Mammalia, Artiodactyla, Monodontidae. The record is from RefSeq and is a predicted model, not a curated record.
GAGUUGCUGUGUUCUGGGGUUGGGGAGGGUUUUCCUUCCUAAACCGUGUCUUAUCGUACCGGGUGGACAGCAGUGCCCUUUGACUUACAUCAUCUAGCUAUCUCUACUACCCUCUACCAGCCGCAGCUCCGAGGGCUGGAGGUAGAAAACCGUACAAAGCGACCACAGGAAUGCGUGCCAGCCCAUCCUCCACCCAGCUGGUCGAGGAAUAUUCUGACUGUUAUUCACCUGGCUGUUAAGGCUGACAGGACAUUGUAGCUGGCUCCAUCCCUGAGGCUACGUGGACGCCCUUCCUGGGAGCACAUACCCGGUGUCCUCCGGGGAGCAGUGGAGCCAGCUUGAGGACUCACUGAUCAUGACUUCUAUCAAGGAGCAGGCGGCAAUUAGCCGGCUCUUGAGGUUUUUACAGGAUUGGGACAAUGCUGGCAAAGUCGCAAGGAGUCACAUCCUCAACAAUUUCAUUGAAACCAACCAAGGCAAGACUGCCCCUGAGCUGGAACAGGAGUUUUCCCAGGGAGCCAGCUUGUUCCUGGUCCGCUUGACCACCUGGCUUAGACUCACCUACAUGACUGGCUCAUGUUUAGAUAAGCUGCUCAGGUCCAUUGGCAUCUUCUUAUCAGCUGUAAGCAGUAAUCGAUAUCUCAUAGAAUUUCUUGAGGUUGGAGGGGCCCUAACACUCUUGGAAAUACUUGCACUGAAGGAGAUCGAGGAGGAGGACAAGAAGGAAGCCAUCAAGCUACUUCAGGUUAUCGCAAACUCUGGCAGAAAGUACAAGGAGCUCAUCUGUGAAAGCUAUGGUGUACGAUCCAUAGCAGAAUUCUUGGCAAAGUCUAAGUCAGAAGAGACCCAGGAAGAAGUGCAAGUUCUGUUGGAUUCUUUGAUCCACAGUAAUCCCAAGUACCAGAAUCAAGUGUACAAAGGUCUAAUAGCUUUGCUGCCCUGUGCGUCCCCGAAAGCUCAGCAGCUGUCCCUGCAGACUCUCAGGACUGCCCAGUCGAUCAUCGGGACAACACACCCCGGCAUUGUGGACAGCGUGCUGAAGGUGCUACGCACUAUGCACCUGGAAGUCCAGUAUGAAGCCAUCGAGCUGAUCAAGGACCUGGUCAACUACGACGUGUGCCCGGCGCUGCUCAAGGGCCUCGUGGCGCUGCUGAAACCGUCCUUCAAGGAGACCAGCAAACAGCAGUCCCAGAUCGUCAGCGGUAGGGAUCCGCUGGGAUCGGGGUGGUGGACCCCGACGGGGCAGGGUGGAAGACGAGGACGAGGGGUCCUCCAGCCUCACGGCCACUCCUCCCUUUUCCAGACUCUUCGGUUCUGCAGCUCACCGCCCACCUGCCGUGGCUCUUGCAGCAGGCCGCGGCCGCCAAGGCCAUCGGGUAAGCGGGCAGCAGGUAGUGGGCGGAUGCGGCAAGCCAGGCCCCGGCGCUGCCCGCGGGCCCCCAAGAGCGCUCCGGCCGCCGGAGGGUCCCACGGGGCCGCCGCAGCACGAAUCCCACCCCCACCCCACGCCACCCACGCCCAGGAUCCUGGCGCGAGGCAACGCGAGCGUGGCCGAGGAGAUGCUACACCUGCGCGUGGUGCACAGCCUCAUGGCCGCCAUGGGCAACAUGGACCACAGCAACAGCCAGCGGCAGGCCAGCCUCACGCUAGAGGUGCGCUGGGCGGCCGGGCGGCGGGCGGCGCGGCGGCGCGGCGGACACAGCGCGUGGGCACGUCAGCCACGCCCCCUCGCCCGCCCACGCAGUACUUUGUGCAGUUAUUCCCAGUGGUGGAGGAGCACGUGCGCAGGUCCAUGGGGGAGGAACUCUACAAGCUCUUCCGUCGCAACGCCGAGGACUUGUACAGGAAAAUAGAUAGCAUUCAGGCGGACAUCUUGGCGGCCAACGAAGUCAAUGUCACCAAAGAGCUGUAUCUCAGUGGCCUCUCCGACAGCACCAUGAGCUUUUACUUUGGCCAUUGUAAUCAGGGUCAGGUGGCCUACAUCACACACUUCCAGAGGGAGGCUGUGGGAGAAAAGGAGCAACAGAGCCUCCAAGGCAAGCCAGGAAGCCCAGGCUGUGUGGUAGGGAAGCCUGGCAGGAGGAAGGAGCCAGGGCCAAGCUCCGGUUGACUCUCCUUGGCCCUUGGUGGGAGGCUGGGGAUCUGCCCGCCAGAAGGGGAAAAGGAGAGCUGGCUGGGAAGGGUUCAAUAAACAAACGGUCUUGCUAUCUAUCUGGUGUCCGUGUGUGGAGGGCAGAGGGAGAUCUAGUGAGAGUUAUGAUGACGGGUCGGGGUGCCUCUGCUCACCAAGGAAAAACGCUGGUCUGAGGGGAAGGACCACCAACGUCGUAGAAGAUUCAAGGGCACAGCCUGAGGAGCGCGGGCCUUACCUCAGCUCCCUGCUGGCCCCUGCGCUCUCCCCUCCAGGACACCACACCCACCUGGUAUUUCUCCUGCCUCUCCGGUUGCUUCCUUUCAUUCUCUUUUGCUGAUUCCUCCUCUUCAACCCAGCUUCCUUCAAGGUGGAGUGAGGCAGGACUCUGACCUGGAGCCUCUUCCCUACCUUUACAUCCUGGUGAUUCCAUUGCUUUAAAUACCACUUCUGUGCAACGACUCCCACGUUUCUAUUUCCAGCUAAACAUUUCUACCUCAUGGUGUUGUCGACGAAAAAUUUAAUCAGUCGAUCUAAGAAAGCAAUGGAAAAUUUUAUUCGAGCCAAAUUGCGGCGUAUAUCAGCCGGGAACAGCCUCUCGGAAAGCUCCAAGAACUGUUCUGCCUGUGAGAGGUCAAAGCACAGUUAUCCAGGGCUUUGUACGUUAAAUGACGUACACAGUGACGUUGACACAAUCCACAUCGACACCUACAAAGCAAGUAAUGGGUCAUGGGUCAUCAGGGCCCCUUACAAGAUCAAGGAGGAAGGUUAUCUCCUAAGGAGUUAUCUUGUUGAUACUAGGAGAAGGUUGCUCUUUACAGUUGACCAGGUAUUUCUGCCGACGGGGAGGUGGUUCGAUGCAUGGUGCAGAUACGCAAUGCACAGUAGAGGGGAGAGAGGAGGCCAAAGGGCAGAGAAAAUUAUUUAUGUUCAAAUUUUCCUUGACUCGCUUUAGAAUAUGGAUUUGUAUUUCAUCAGUGUCCAAAGCUGAACUCCCAGUCCUGUGCCAUCUUCCCCAACUCAACUGAUGGCAACUCAUCCCUCCUGCCACUCAGAACAAAAUCGUGGUGUUCUCCUUGAUGUCUCUCUUUAACCUCUGGAUCCAUCCUGUCUGUUGACUCUACCUUCCAAAUAUAUCCAGGAUCCAACUAUGUCUCACUACCUCCAUUGCUGAUACUCGGGUCCAAGCCACCAUCAUCUCUCCUCUAGAUGACUCUGCUCUCUGCCCCAUUCUCUUUGUCAGCACAGCAGCCACAGUGGUCCUUGUAAACUUCAGAUUCUGUCACUCUGCUCAGAACCUUGCAGGGCUCUCCAUUUCACUGAGUAAAGCCCAAGCCCGUGCUGUUACGGCCUCCAGGGUGAUCUAGGCUCCCAUGACUUCUGAACUCUCUCCUACUUCUCUCUCUCUUCUUCACUGGGCACCAGACACAUUGGCUGUGUGGUUCUUGAAGUUGACAAAACAAGCUCCCGCUUUAGGGCUUUUGUGCAGACUUUUCUGCUGAACACUUGAGAGAGGUCCUCUUCCUAGAACCCUCACCCCAGGUGUCUGCAUGGCUAACUCCAUGACCUCCUUUCAACUCUUUACACAAAAGGUAUCUUCUCAGGACUUACCUGGUGGUGCAGUGGAUAAG